AAUAAUAGCAAAAUGAUACGAAAGAUUCAAAGAGGGAUUUACUAUAGUUUUGAUGAGCCCCAAAUCGGGAAAUUAAAUCGACCACCGCCACCGGCGAUGACCACCGCCGGCGUAGCCACCAAUAGGCGCCGCGGCCGACGGAAAAGCAAGAUGGAAAGGCUGAAAACCGAGCCCCAAUCCAGCCACCACAAACACCUCUCCACAGCGAUCCCGGCGCUCAUCUCCGCCACUUCAGCCGCUCGCUCGUUCCUCCUCCGCCACGACCUUCACCUCCUUCCCUCCCAAACCCUAGCCCUAGAAUCGCUCCUCUCCUCCACCUCCCGCUCCCUCCUCCACCUCCUCUCCCUCGUCUCCAUCCCCACACCCCCUUCCCCCAGCCCGCCCCCUUCCCCGCCGCCUCAGCAGAGCUGGUUCGACCGCUUCAUGGCCACUUCCCCCGAUUACGAUCCGCGCUGGGUUCAAUUCUUCAACCUCUCUAAGCCGUCUUUCACUCUGCUCCUCCGCCUCCUCACCCCCUCUCUCAUCUCAUCUCUCCACCCCUUGCCCCCCAAUGCUGCCCUCGCCGCGGCCCUAUUCCGAUUAUCUCAUUCGGCCUCGUUCUCUGCUGUCUCGCGCCGCUUCUCUCUCGACUCCCGGACUUCCUGCAUCGCGUUUUAUUCAGUCUGCAGAGCUAUCGUGGAGAAUCUCGGUCAUUUGUUUGAAUUCAACUCUGACAUCAACAGAAUUAUAGUGGGAUUUGGCUGGAUUUCUCUGCCCAAUUGCUGUGGCGUUUUGGGGGUUGAAAAGUUCGAAUUGGAAAGCACCGAAAAUAGGUCUUUGUUAGUUCAAGCUUUGGUGGACUCGGAAGGGAGGUUCUUGGAUGUCUCUGCUGGCUGGCCGGGGAGCUUAAAACCGGAAGAUGUGUUGAAGCGAUCAAAGCUUUUUUCUGGGGUUGAGGAGUCUAAAGAGUAUCUCAAUGGACCAUCUUUUGAACUGAACUCUGGCAAUGUAAUUCCUCAGUAUUUAUUGGGUGAUUCGUGCUAUCCACUUCUCCCUUGGCUUCUGACGCCGUACAGUGGUAAGAAUAGGGAGUUGAGCUCUUCGGAAAUGGAGUUUAAUGGGGUGCAUUGCAAAGGUAUGGAGUUGGUGGGGACGGCUUUUGCCAAGGUCAAGAAGAAGUGGAAGCUUGUGGGGAGGAAAUGGAAGGAGCAAUGCAUUGAGGCUUUCCCUUUUGUCAUUGUUGCGUGUUGUUUGCUGCACAAUUUUCUCAUCAAGUGCAGCGAGGUGUUCCCCGAGGAAAGUGUUGAGGGUUGUAAGGAGAGGGAGUUUACGGAGUUUGAUGGGGAGGACAGUGAGAUUGGGAAGAGGAUUCGGGACGCACUUGCUUCACACUUUACUCGGGGAAGAUCGUGUCUAUACCCGUAAACAAGAACGUCUUCUUCUCAGGCCGUGCUCCAGAAUCAGCAUACGACACAACCGAUCCUCUACCGUUGAACGAAGAGCAACAAUAAAAGCCUAAGCCGG
Molecule: messenger RNA, 1503 nt
Organism: Salvia splendens (bonfire salvia)
Lineage: Eukaryota; Viridiplantae; Streptophyta; Magnoliopsida; Lamiales; Lamiaceae
Product: protein ALP1-like
Exons: 2
Coding region: 13-1404 (463 amino acids)
Source: RefSeq, a predicted model, not a curated record